AUGACGAUAAACUACAAUAAAGAAAUAAUGAAUUCACAUCCAUGGACAUUUUUCCUUUUACUUUUUAAAUGGAAAGGUUCAAUUUGGAAAGCGGUUUAUCUCGAAACUAUCAUAUUUUUAAUUGUUUAUGGUAUAAUUUCGGCUAUUUAUAAAACUGUUUUGGCCGAUUCAAAUCAACAAACUUUCGAGUCUCUUAUACGAUUCUUCGAUAAACGAUUGGAAUAUAUUCCAGUCGAAUUGAUUUUGGGAUUUUUUGUGACUACGGUAGUUAAUCGAUGGACGAAAUUAUAUCAGACAAUUGGAUUUAUUGAUAAGUGAGUCUUUGAUUUGAUUAGUAAUUAAUUAGUAAAUCAAUUUGAGAACUUUUUGAAGAGAAAACAAAUAUAAAAUAGGAAAUUUCGAGUGAAAGCUUUAAAAAAAUCCAAUUUUCAGCAUUGGACUUAUUGCGAAUUGCUAUGUUCGUGGAAAUUCCGAAAAAGCUAGAAUCUAUCGUCGAAAUAUGAUUCGAUAUUGUGAACUUUGUCAAAUUCUAGUAUUUCGUGAUAUAAGUAUGAGAACACGUCGAAGAUUUCCAACUUUAGAAACAUUAGUUGCAUCUGGAUUUAUGACAAAAGAAGAAUUGCAAUUAUAUAAUAGUUAUAAUACAGAGAAUAACAUUCGACUUGGCACAAAAUAUUGGAUUCCUGCCAAUUGGGCAUUGUGUAUGACAUAUCAGGCAAGAAAAGAUGGAUUCAUUGAAAGCGAUUAUUUUAAAGCACAAAUGGAAGCUGAGAUUCGAACAUGGCGAACAAAUAUUGAAUGGUUGUGUAAUUAUGAUUGGGUUCCAUUACCAUUAAUGUAUCCACAAUUGGUUUGUUUGGUUGUUAAUUUAUAUUUUAUGAUUGCUGUGAUUUCGAGACAAUUAAUCACACCAAAACACGAAAUGAGUAAUGAGGUGAGGAAUUUUUUCAAAUUUAGAUUUUCACUUUGAAGCAUAAAAAUCCAUCAAAAUUCUAAGAAAAUUAAUCUCUCAAAUUUCAGAUCGAUAUAUAUUUCCCAGUCAUGACAUUUCUUCAAUUCAUUUUCUACAUGGGUUGGGUAAAAGUCAUCGAAGUUAUGCUAAAUCCAUUUGGCGAAGAUGACGAUGAUUUCGAAACAAAUGCAUUAAUUGAUCGAAAUAUAACAAUGGGUUUAAUGAUUGCUGACAAUCCAAUGACAACUCCCGAAGUUCGAAAAGAUCAAUUUUUCGAUUCCGGCGAUGUUCAAUUAUUAUAUUCCGAAGAAUCAUCACAUAUUCCAAAUCAUCAUUAUCAUGGAUCAGCGAGUAAUGCGAAAAUUAAUGAAACUGUGAAUAAUGUUAUGAUUCCACAUUCACAAAGUGAUGCAAAUAUUCGAAGAAAUAUGUCGGUUAAAUCAAUGGAUAGUGAUAAAGAAGUCAAUUUCUUUUCAAUGUCUCACGAUGAUGCGAGAAUUAGAAAAUUCAAGGAAAUCAAUAUUGAUCAUGAUUUUAUGAAAAGAUUGGAAGAGCAUGUUGAUUUGAAAAUGCCAAAUGAUUGGAAAAUGCCUACGGAAAAUGGGAAUUUGAGAAAUGGCACACGAUUUUGA
Caenorhabditis angaria is the source of this 1584-nucleotide messenger RNA. NCBI's taxonomy places the organism in Eukaryota, Metazoa, Nematoda, Chromadorea, Rhabditida, Rhabditidae. The record is from the annotation of a GenBank genome assembly.